Molecule: messenger RNA, 4181 nt
Organism: Paramuricea clavata
Lineage: Eukaryota; Metazoa; Cnidaria; Anthozoa; Malacalcyonacea; Plexauridae
Source: the annotation of a GenBank genome assembly
CCGGCAAACAUGGCGGAAAUUUCAUGCGAAAUGAAAGUGGGAAUUUGCUGGACAAUUUCACGAAAUUAUGAGAAUUUUUAAAGCCCAUUAACCUUCCACGCUUAUCGUCAGUUACAUUAUGGUUCCUGGAACUACGCUACAAGCGGUACCGGUUAAUGGCGAGACGGCAGAUGGCCAAAACGAUGUCGUUUGCAUCGUUCAAGAUGAGACCUCUUUCGACACUGGACCUUCGAAAUUUCACGUAAAUCUGCCUCGGUCCACAUCGAUACUCGAUCUAUACAAGAGAACGGCGCAGGAGUUUAGCUACGAAGAAGACAGCUUUCUGCUUGUGUGGAAAAAUAACAAAAGUGGGCAAAACAACGAAGUCGCAGAAACGGUUUUGAGAGAUGGCAUCGAGAAUAUGACAUUGGACGAUGUUUGUCAACCACCGGAUAAGAAAAAGCAACGCUUCUUUCUGAGGCAAAAGGAUGACAUUAAUCCGAUACGUAUUAAGAAAAGCACCCAGGUUUGUUGGUAUUUUUAUUUUGUCUAUAAAAUGAUGUGAAGAACUGGUAUAUAUGUUAGACUAGAAUAGUCGAUAGUCAUAUUCUGCUACUCAAAUAAGCAAUUCAGCGUUUUUUACGUAGUGACUUUCUUCCAUGGUUUUGUCACAGAAUAGGAAGGUAUAGCAGAAGUGUAACUCAAGCAAGUAUUUGUCCGCGUUUUUACAAGCAAUUCGUCAUCAAUCAUGCCAUCCUGGCUAGUGCAACCGGCACUUUGUACCUACCAAAACCUGAUAAAAACUUCCGGUUGUACUAGCCAGGAUGGCGUGAGCGAGUUAAAAGUUUUGUGGAGGUAAAACAAUAAAGGAACCGACUCAAGUUACAGUUCUGCUGUACCUUCCUAUUCUGUGGUUUUGUCAUGGUCGGUGGGUGGCACCGGGUGGCAGCACUUGGCACUGCACCCGCCGCGAUUCACCAAAACAAAUGCUUGCCUUAUAAUAAUAAACAUUUAUUGGAUGAGGUUUUCGUGAUAUCUAGAAUUGUCAAGGUUGAGUUAACACACUUACUUGAGGAAACCUUAGUUGAUAAUUUAGGGGCCACGUCCAUAUUCAUGUUGCCGCAAAUAACGUCAAAUUGACAUUAUUUCACCCACCCACCCACUGCAGAUAACGUCGAUCGAUAUUCAGUCGUAUAUUUGCUAAACUCACAAUUAUUGUACUUUAGUACCAUCAUUGGCUGGGAUUGUAUUUUGAAACAAUAUAUUCGGAUACUGGGGUGGUUAUUUUGGACAUUAAUUGUCAAGUUGUCACAAGAUAACAUCGACAAGUUCACAUAAAAACACAUUCAUAACAUCGAUUCAACGUUAUUUGUGGCAACAUGAAUAUGGACAUGAAUAUGUGCCACGUGGCACUUAGGAUAUCACGGAUAUCCUUGAUAAACUGGAUUCAAUGACUGUUUUAUUAUACCAUACAUUAGGUUCUUGGGAGCUUCUACACUGGUUUUGUAGAUGGAAAUUUUGGGUGUGAAUUUUACACAUUUAUCAGCCCUAACCAGGAGCUGUUGUGACUAUUGCUCUAAUCAUAUAUCUGCAACUAUUGCUCUAAUCAUAUAUCUAAUUGCUCUAACUAGCGCUCUAGUAGACCGAGCUGCAGAGAGACAAUUGUCGAACUCUAACCACAAGUUCAUGUCAGUGGCACCGUGGCCAGAGGGGGGCAUGCCCCUCCCCCGUUGUUGAGACCUGUCAGAAAAUUGGAGAUUUGUUAUGUUGUCGGAAUGGAUCAUUCCAGAAAACAUCCAUACCACCCCCACGGAGGAAAUGGGAAGUUAACCCCCCUACCCCUUUGGAUGUCCUAAUUCAUUUACUAUUAUCAGAAACAGUUUUGUCUCCCCUCCCCCUCCGGACGGCAGAAAUUUCCUCUGUGGGGUGAGUGUGGAUCUCGUCUGGAACGACCCAAUCUUUGUGGACAAGCACAGUACCUGCAAUUACGAGUGGGAAUUUUACUUCUCUUCAUUGUCUGACAAAUCAAUGCGAAACAUGUUUGAAUAAAAAAAUAUCUAGAUGAAAUAUCGGAAAUCCGACUCAGUUUACGUUUUCCCAAUAUAAGUUUAUAGAAUAGUCAAUAUUUAAUUCAAUGUGAUUUUAUAUAUUAUUUAUGUCGGAAAAAAUUGUGUUUGUCUGCCCUUGCCCCCUCCCCCUAAAACAUGGACCCACGAUGCCCCUGGUUCAUUUUUCUUUAUUCGUUACUUUUUUUCUGAUAAUUCUGAAAGUAAAUAUGUUUUUGUCUUUUUUUUUCCAUGUUUAGGAACAGAGUCCGAGUGAGAAUGAUGCCUUAGCAGAUGGCAGUGUUGCUAACAUGUUCGAUUCAUCGUCAUCGUCAGCUGGUUCCACGUCAACCACACCUUACUACGGACCGUACUCCAACACUAGCAGUAGUUACACUGAUCUUUCCAAGUCUGAUACAGGUAUAUGUAGAAUGUUACACACUUACAUGUAUAUUCUAUUGAGUGCCAGCACUCUCCCCUUGAUGAGUAAAAUUGCCUGGCAUUAGACAGAGUAAAAUAACAAAGUAGGGUGCAUUAGGCCGCAAUUACACUUAAAGUUUAACAUUGACACAUGGGCAGAUAGUCUCAUUAACCUAUUGAGUGGCAGCACGUUCCCAGCAACAAAUAGAAUUGCCUGGCAUUGGACUGAGUAUAAUAAGAGGGUGUUGAUGGGUUAUAUUGUGAAUUGUGAUUGUUCAAUUUUCUGAAUUUCGGUUACCGUCAAUCGUGAAAACACUAAAAUUUUACCGUGAAACGUAAGGGAAAAAAUACUGUUUAUCGUUUCAGAACACUUUUCAGCAGAUUCAAAGAUUUACCGUUAAAAUACCAACAUUUUUACCAUUUACUGAUUUCAAACCCCCCAUCUAGACGCUCUAAUAACAACAGCAGCCUUGCAAUUUUUGGCGGCAAAAGGCAAUUGUCCUAAUCUUAAUACCCUUUACCUAAUCCAAACACAACCUUGUACCCAGGGCCUGCUCUGGGUACGAGGUUGAUCCAAACACUAAUCCUAACCCUAAAAAUAGUAACUCCCCCUAAAACGUGACUUAUAUGUAAUAUUGAACAUAUUGUGUGUUUUAUUUUAUAUUUUAUGCAAUUUUUUGUUAAUUAAACUUAUUAAAUAAUUCGGUAAUGUUUCACGGUGAAGAAAUACAGUGUAGGGAUGAGCCGAUUAAUCGGUAAAUAAUCGGCAAAGCCGAUUAAUUAAUCGGCUGUUUUUUAAAUAAUCGGUAAUCGGCCGAUUAUUGCCUGAUAAUCGGCAAAUAAUCGGCCAUAAGACUUUUUCUGCAGCUGCCAAUCACAUGCUAAAAUACUGAAUACAAGCGAAUAGAUUUUCACAUUUUGUUGCGAAACCUGUGUCUUUUGUCUCAAGCGAAGUGAAGCUGGGAACAUUUCCACUAAAAAUACGCAGCAGACUAGCUCCGCAUAGCUGACAGUGUCUCGUUUUUACACCAUAAUCUGCCAAAACUAAACUUUGACUAUUGCCACGAGAGACUGAAGAUGUUUUUAAUUGUACAAAGUGUGUAUUGUAAACAAUAAAACCACAUUUACAACUUCAUUGUUGGUCAUCUUGUGAUUUUUCGCUUGCUUUUUAAAAUAAUCGGUGGGUACCGAUUAAUCGGCCGAUUAGUUACAAUAAUCGGCUUAUAAAUAAUCGGCCUCAGUAAUCGGCAAUUUUCCUUAUCGGCUCAUCCCUAAUACAGUGCCAAAGUUAUUGGUGUUUUAUGUAUUAUUUAAAACACGAGUAGGAGUGUUUUAUCAGAUAUAAAACGUGAGGCGCAGCCGAGCGUUUUAUGUCUGAUAAAACACGACAACAAGUCUUUUGAAUAGCUUACAAUACGACUACAAAAGAAUACUACUUAGGAUGAACCAUUAUAUAAUCAUACUAAUUAGGAUGAACAAUUAUAUAAUGCCUCAUGCUUUAUCAGAUAUAAAGUCACUCCACGUGACAUAUUAUGGCCGACAUGAUUUGCUACAAGGAAAAUGUAUGUAUUUUUCAAUUAUAAAUUGUAUUUUUCAACACUGAACCUUAAGAACUGUAUCUUAUUUCGUUUCUAGGUCAUGUUGGUCUAGUGAACCAAGCAAUGACAUGUUAUCUGAACAGUCUCUUACAGACGUUAUUCAUGACACCAGAGUUUAGAAAUGCAAUUUACAAGUAAG